Molecule: messenger RNA, 1235 nt
Organism: Fomitopsis serialis
Lineage: Eukaryota; Fungi; Basidiomycota; Agaricomycetes; Polyporales; Fomitopsidaceae
Exons: 3
Coding region: 195-1085 (296 amino acids)
Source: RefSeq, a predicted model, not a curated record
GGCUCACAGCUAUUGGCUUACGUCAGCAUACGUUGGCGUUGAAUGCCACAUAUGGUAAUCAUAGUCUACCGUGCAGUCCAAGUACAACCUUCCGAGUUCUCUUCACCCAACCCAACGCCACGGAUUCCGGAGCCUCGUCGAGCAGCUUGAACCUGACAGGGUGUGAGGUGCUGCGAUAACAACUCCUGCUUUUGAUGUUGAGCUCAUCUGCGCUGCCGUCUCUUUCCUUACCGAAACCGCUCCGCCAUUUCUUUGCUCUCUUCCCGCUGUAUACUCACCCACCGGUCUUGUCGUUUUAUACUGCUCGCGCGGUUGCAGCACCCACCCUAUGGAUACAUCCCCCUCGUAACGAGAGCCCGGAGCUCGAAGACCUACUCAGUCGCGACGUGGAAUGCCUGAAGUGGCAGGCAUACCUCGCUUUGCGCGGCCUUUCCAAGAUUCAUGUGCGGUGGGACGUAACGGAGGACGGCGCAGUGGAUGGUCGUUUCCCCAACCUACACGUCCCAUUGGAGGGCGGCGACUCUGGCGGAGAGCUACUCACUGCACACCUCAUUCCGGGCUGGGUCGACGGGCAGGUGGACGGCGGACAAGGCGAGUUGGAGGGGUACGUGGAUGAAGCAGCGCGUGAUGAGAGUCGCGCGUGGGUGUCGUUAAUGGAGGGCAACGUUCAUGCAGCUUUGGCAAUGUCCCAGCCAUCUCCGUCCAUGUUCUCUGCGCUCUUCGUACCCUUCCCAUCCAAGCACCGCGCCCUGAAUACGAUGCUCAAUCCCCCGCCUGCUCCCCUGAAUGGGUUUGGAAGCAUCCUUCCGCCGUACGGCACUCACGUGGAUCGCAAUGCGGUUAUGCUCCAGUACCGGGAUGCCAUUUCAUCUCUAUCCGAGCGUCUCGGAACAGACAAGUGGUUCCUUGGAUCGAUCACACCGACUGCUCUAGACGCGCUCGUCUUCGCUUAUCUGCACUGCAUCUUGCACUCGAGAGACAACGCGGUGCGUAUCGAGGUCGCCCGCCGCGUCAACUUGGUCGCAUGGGAGCGCCGCGUGCAAGGGCAAGUGCGCGCUGCAUUCCAGCGCCGUCUGCUUACAUAGCUGGCCUCUGCGAAGUUUGGGUUACCAUGGACCGAGCAUUAGGACUCGCGAUGUGUGAUAGACACCUAACCACACUGUUCCCACACAAUACAGCCGACUUAACUCGGAGACGUUAGAUCUGCACAGCUUGUGCGUCUACCUUUCAUCAAC